This is a messenger RNA of Triticum turgidum subsp. durum (durum wheat), 909 nucleotides long. Lineage: Eukaryota; Viridiplantae; Streptophyta; Magnoliopsida; Poales; Poaceae. The record is from the annotation of a GenBank genome assembly.
AUGACAACCAUGGAAAUGGACAUGUAUAAAAUGGUGGUGCAGGAGAACGGCGAGGUCACAUACCAGCUGACCGACCCGACGACAUGGGGCGCGUGGGCGCACGAGGGACACCGAUUGUGGGCGUCCAUGCCAGAAGACUUCUGGCUAUACGAGUACAAGGUGCGGAUGUGCCCGCAGCCAUACAGCCACGACUGGACGGCGUGCCCCUACGCGCACAAGGACGAACGCGCACGCCGCCGCGACCCGCGUCGCUUCAACUACAUCUCCAUCUCCUGCCCGGAGUACCGCGCCAAUGCGCGUGCGCAUGCGCAGCUCCGGCUUGCCGGUGCCGGGCACCCGCCGCCGACCUGCGCGCGCGGCCUCAGGUGCCGCUACGCGCAUGGCGUAUUCGAGCUGUGGCUGCACCCAUCCCGGUUCCGCACACGCAAGUGUGAUGCAGGCACGCGCUGCCAGCGCCAGAUCUGCUUCUUUGCGCACUUCACCCGCGAGCUCAGGGUCGAGGACCCCAUCGCCGCCUCCACCGCUGCAGCGGUGCCGUCUUCGUCCUUUGCCAUGCCGCGGACGCCACCCCACAUCCUCCAGUGCGCUCCUACCACUUCGGUGACGCGUCCGCAGGAUGUUCCAGCUCCACAGCUGUUCGACGACAUCACCCUGCAGGCCACUCCAAACAGGCUUCGCAUGCUGAGCCUAUACUAUGCCAUCACUGGGGACGAUGUUUUCUCCUCCCCCAUCGCCACUGCCACCGCCGCCGCCGUCGCCGCUGCUACGACCACCAUGCCGACCAUGAGGGUGCCCUUACUGGCGUACAAGGAGGAGGAGGACGCUAAAUCCGUCCACUAUGCGAACUACGAAGACUCCCUGCUGAACGACUACCCACACCGAGAUCUCAUCAUGGACUUUAUGCGCUAG